Molecule: messenger RNA, 627 nt
Organism: Limanda limanda (common dab)
Lineage: Eukaryota; Metazoa; Chordata; Actinopteri; Pleuronectiformes; Pleuronectidae
Gene: cryba1l1
Product: crystallin, beta A1, like 1
Exons: 5
Coding region: 1-627 (208 amino acids)
Biological process (GO): visual perception; lens development in camera-type eye
Molecular function (GO): structural constituent of eye lens
Source: RefSeq, a predicted model, not a curated record
AUGUACAGAACUACAAGAUCCCCAAUGAUGCAGCCGCUGGUCAACUCAGGAAUGGGCAUGGCACCUUUCUUUAAGGUGACCGUGUUCGAGCAGGAGCAUUUCCAGGGCAAGUGCUUGGAGUUCACCUCCGAGUGCUGCAACAUCCAGGAGUGCGGCCUGGACAACAUCCGCUCCAUCAGGGUGGAGAGCGGAGCCUGGGUCGGUUUUGAGCACCAUGACUUCCAGGGCCAGCAGUUCAUCCUGGAGAGAGGAGAGUACCCUCACUGGGACGCUUACAGCGGUUCCCUCUCCUACCACGUGGAGCGCCUCAUGUCUCUGCGCCCCAUUUACUGCGCCUCCCACCAGAGCAGCCGCAUGGUCAUCUUUGAGAAGGAGAACUUCAUGGGCCGCAGCACUGAGAUCUGUGACGACUACCCCUCUCUGCAGGGCAUGGGCUGGAUGAUGCCCGAGGUUGGCUCCAUGCAUGUGCAGUGCGGCGCCUUCGUGUGCUACCAGUACCCCGGCUACAGGGGCCAGCAGUACAUCAUGGAGUGUGAGAGGCACAGCGGAGACUACCAGCACUGGAGGAACUGGGGCUCCCACUGUCAGACCCCCCAGAUCCAGUCCAUCAGGCGCAUCCAGCACUGA